Molecule: messenger RNA, 1468 nt
Organism: Dicrocoelium dendriticum
Lineage: Eukaryota; Metazoa; Platyhelminthes; Trematoda; Plagiorchiida; Dicrocoeliidae
Source: the annotation of a GenBank genome assembly
AUGGCAGCCCCAAGGAUUAAUGGGCAACAAGCGCUGAAAAAGUGCCACAGGGAAGUACCCUACUCUUCAUGCAAUUAUAUCAUGCGUUUAGUACUUUCAGUACUUUUUAAUAUCCUCAUCCAAGCGGAAUUCGGUCGAUUCAUGGGUAUCUCCACAUUAACGGUGACUGCAGGUCUGCUUACUAAACCCCACUUUACCGGGCCAACCCAUGUUUACUUUCAAAAGACUGGGGGAAUUCGACGGUCGCGACUUCGGUCAUUCGAUCCAGGAGUGGUGCAGCACUCAGCAGAUAACUUGGAAAGUGGCCUCGUGUUCCAGGACGCGUCUUUGCAACAGGCACUAGAGGAGGAUGUUCAAAGGUCGCCAAGAGUGGAUCAGUCAUUUACGUACAGUCUAAAGAACGCUGAACAGGAUCCCGAGGUAUCUUUAUGCGAAAGCAAUGAAGGUAGCCGAGGGAUCACUUGUCAAGCAGUACCUAGUGUCAAUAAGCGGAGAGAACAAGACGUCCGGAGUACUAUGUUGGAACUGUUCAAACGAAGGAUUUUGCACCAAAUGAAUCUACGUCAAGUCCCAGCUGUGAACGAGAGUGCCUGGGAUUCCAUCCCCUCUGUGAUCAAAAAACGAUUGCAAAUCAAAGUGGACACAAAUAAUCGCAUUUUGGAGGACCCAUUAGAGGAAAAUGAAGAAAAGGAGGCGAUUAUUUUACUUCAAAUAUACCCCUUUGCCUUGAAAAAGUUGCCCUCACUUACCUUCGCAGUUAACUUGGCCGAUGCGAUUGACGCUGGCAAUGUUCUCAGUGCUUGGAUCCAUGCCGAGACGGAAGGCGAAUUUUUGGACGACACCAAAUUGUUCUUCUGGGAGAUCAUUCCUCCUUGGCCCGUUCCCAAGUCGGUGCAGAAUGUAGAAGAUAAUCAGGAGGAUUUCGACUUGUACGCUGAUCCACGGAAAGACAGCACUCAAUCCCUGUGGAAUGAGCCAUUGGAGGACGUCGGCGAAAACGCAGCCCAACUUGAGGUGUCCCAAUCCCAAUCGUUCAAAGUCCUUCAACCAGUAAUUGCUAAGGCGACCUUGCCCGGUUCCAGUGGAAGUUACGAAAACGUCAUCUCUGUAGAUAUCACUGCUCGGCUGAUUCAUUGGAUCAGGCACGGAAAGAGCCAUAGAUAUGGCACUCGGAUGCAACCUCUGAUUCGGCAUAUUUUAAUUGUCUGUCCAACUUGCAGCGAAGAAAACUUGCGUAUCAACCCGAAGAAGGUAGUAAUGGAAGUCCGCUAUCGCAAAGAACUGCGUCGUUUACGCCGAUCAGUUGGUACACCAGAAGCUGGACUAACAAACCUGUGUCGUGAAGAUGGACAUCAAUUUACUUGCUGCACGCAGCCACUGUCAAUUUCAUUCGCUGAAAUCGGGUGGGACCGGUGGGUAAUGUUCCCGAAAAAGGUGGAACCAAAUUACUGCCGCGGAUCAUGCCAAG